AUGCCCUGCAAGCUACAGAUCCUCAUCAACAAGCAAGACCACCUCAGCGAUGAGGAGUUCCACCAUUACUGGUCCGUCGAACACUCCAAGAUCUGGCUCAGUACCGAGAUUGUCAAGAAGAAGAUCAUCACAUACUCUCAGUUCCACGUCGACAAAAAGGCCACGGCGGUUCUGACCGACUUUGGCGUCGAUAUUGGUCAGUGGGACGGCAUCGUUACCAUGGUGGCGGAAAGCAUGGACGAGUUGUUGAGCUUCUUUGCCGACGAAGAGUAUCUGCGCGUGGUGGUGCCUGAUGGGAAGAAGUUCCUGAAACGCGAAACGGCCAUCAUGAUGAUUGGGGAGGAUCAUCCAAAGAAGGUCGAUGGAAAGGUCGUGAUAGAUAUUGGGAGGUAG
This is a messenger RNA of Fonsecaea nubica, 393 nucleotides long. RefSeq lists its product as hypothetical. Gene Ontology annotation, molecular function: oxidoreductase activity. The coding region runs from base 1 to 393 and encodes 130 amino acids. The transcript is spliced from 4 exons. NCBI's taxonomy places the organism in Eukaryota, Fungi, Ascomycota, Eurotiomycetes, Chaetothyriales, Herpotrichiellaceae. The record is from RefSeq and is a predicted model, not a curated record.